Messenger RNA from Hymenoscyphus albidus, 1806 nucleotides. The record is from the annotation of a GenBank genome assembly. Lineage: Eukaryota; Fungi; Ascomycota; Leotiomycetes; Helotiales; Helotiaceae.
CUGCUCACUCUUUCUGUCUUACGAGACCUUUUGAUAUACAAUUAUCCUUUCAGAAGAACGCUUCAGCUCCUCAAUUCAAUUCACAACUAGCUGAACUCGCUUCUCUAGGAACGUCAUCAAAAUACCGUUUUCCAAGGCGAAUUGUGGACUGGGUCCUCCCGCUCCUAAAUUGGCAACUUAGAGCUUCGCCAAUUGUCAUUGGUACCUUCUGGACUGUACCCACUCACCAUAACGCCUUUCCUUCGUUUACCUCAUCACAACAAGAAUAUCUUUGUAAGUGACUGUCAUUCAUUGGGAGUCAACGAAAUAUUGUUGCGGAAGCUGUAUUUGUCGCCUCAUCUUUCGCUAUCGCGCUAUAUUUGUUGACUAUUUACAUCUUUGUUCGUAUAAAUGUCUUCGACUCGUGAUGUCUGAUUACAGAAUGAUAGAAGCUCAUUCGGAUUCACUUCCAAUGCCAUCGCUUGAGAUUAUCUUCCAUUUUCAUUUAUUUUCAUGGCUGCAAGCCUAACAUUUUAUAGCAGCAUCGCCCGAGCGUGUAUUCUCAUCUCACCUGACACAAAAGAAAGCCAUUAUGUCGCACAGUAAGUCGUUAUCAAUUUCAUUUCAAAACAUCUCUAAUGUAUCACUAGGCAAGCGAAAUACUUCUCGCGCCGUCUUCACCUCACAUGAAAGAUCCCUCGCAAAAUCAGCUUGGAACUCAACGAGCGCACGUCUAUCCAGGGACUCAUUUCUACCAUUCGCAUCGUGCAGGUUAUGUCUUCUCCCGGCCAGAGAGCCAGUCUCAUGUUCUCAUGGGGAUAUCUUCUGUAGAGAAUGCGCCUUAAGCAAUAUCCUAGCCCAGAAGAAAGAUAUCAAGCGUCUUGAAAAGGUCAAAGAAGCCGAGGAAAAGGAGGCAAAUGAGGACGUCAACCGCGCUGAAGAUGAGGCAAAGAAGAGAGCUGUUGAGGAAUUUGAGAAGGUCCAGAUGGGGCUAGAAGCGAAGAUGGGAAGCUCUUUAACUAGCAAAAUAGUUGGGAGAGAGGAAGGCAAGAUUCUUGUUGAGGAGACUGUGGAGGGGAAGAGGGGCGAAAAGAGAAAGUUUGAGCUGGAUGAAGAUGAACUCCUGAGAAUCGCAAGAGAGGAGAGAACGAAAGCCAGAAAGGCGAUUGAUGAUGAGAAGGUAUGUUGAUCUUCCGGAAUCUUCUGCAACAUACUAAUCUCUAUUGUAGGCCGCGAAAACCACUCUCCCCUCCUUCUGGGUCCCAUCAAUCACCCCCUCCUCAAACACAAACUCAACUCUCCACAACAUCACCAAGAAAGUCAAACUCUCACCAGUCUGCCCCGCCUCUCAAGAAGAUAAGCCCCACUACUACUCCCUUCACGGCCUGGUAACAGUACAAUUCACCGAAGAAAAAGAUACCACCACAGGCACAACCCAAAGAAUCUGUCCCUCCUGCAAGAAAGUGCUCAGCAACACAUUCAAAGCCAUGCUCGCCAAACCAUGCGGGCAUGUUCUCUGCAAAAGCUGUGUUAGUAAAUUCAUGACGCCUUCUGGAGUCCAUGAUCCCCAUGCACCGGAUGUGGAUCAGAAUCUGGUUUUGUGUUAUGUUUGUGAGGCGGAUAUUACGGAGCGUGCUGGCGGAGGUGAGGGGAAGAAGGGAAAGGAGAAGGAGGAGGUCGCGCCGGGCCUGGUGGAGAUUAAGAGUGAUGGGACAGGAUUUUCGGGUGCUGGAGGAAAUACCGUUGAGAGGAAGGGGGUUGCGUUUCAGUGCUAGGGGUGUAUUGUAUGUAAGAUAUGGGGUCAUUACUCUGUACAGAGCUAGGUAG